Molecule: messenger RNA, 1280 nt
Organism: Fusarium verticillioides 7600
Lineage: Eukaryota; Fungi; Ascomycota; Sordariomycetes; Hypocreales; Nectriaceae
Product: glucose-fructose oxidoreductase
Exons: 2
Coding region: 112-1149 (345 amino acids)
Biological process (GO): NADPH regeneration
Cellular component (GO): cytoplasm
Molecular function (GO): nucleotide binding; oxidoreductase activity
Source: RefSeq, a predicted model, not a curated record
CUCUCUAUUCUCCCAAGAGAACUGCCGACAUAUGGUAGCAACUCAUUACCCCAAAGAUAACAAACAACUACCUCAAAAUAGCUCUGCCUACAGUACAGUGCAGCAUCAACAAUGGCUCCCAUCGGCGUAGCAUUGAUCGGCGGAGGCUUGUUCGCUAAACAGGCACACAUGCCUGCUAUCAUGAAGGCAGAUAAUCUCGCCCUCAAGGCCAUCUACUCCCGUUCUCUCAAGUCGGCCAAGGAGACGGCUGCCCUGAACACCCGCUCCGGCCAAGACCCGGACUUGUACUCGGCCGAUUCGGGAUCCGGCAAGUCUUUUGACGACCUUCUUGCUCGUGAAGACAUUGAAGCCGUCAUCAUCGCAUUGCCCAUCCCGAGCCAGCCCGAGCACAUCAGAGCUGCUCUUGCUGCUGGCAAGCAUGUCCUUGCCGAGAAGCCGCUUGCGCCCACCGUAGCUGAUGGCAAGAAGUUGAUCGAGUACUACCGUAGUCUGGGAGACAAAGCUACCUUCUCGAUUGCAGAGAACUUUCGGUACAAGCCAUCGUUCGACUAUGCCGCUGCGGAGGCCUCCAAGCUCGGAAAGCUGCAGCACUUCAGUGUACGUGUGUUCUUCUACAUGAGCGAGGAUUCUCAAUGGUACGGCACCGCUUGGCGCGCAAAGCCCGAGUUUCAGGGUGGUUUCCUGCUCGACGGCGGAGUGCACUUCUCUGCAGCGACACGACAGCUCCUCACAGAUCCAGCAGUCGAUGUGACAGCCUUCACGACUCAGACACAACCUCACCUGGCACCAAUCGACACCGUGAACGCGGUGGUCCGACUCAAGAGCGGUGUAAGUGGCACGUACCAGCAGUCCUGCGGCUCCAAGAUGAGCACCUCAGUAUUCCAAUUCGGCUACGAGAAGGGCUCUGUGGUGGUCGACGGAGAUAAGGUGACCGUUACGCCGUGGGAUGGUGAGCCUGCUGUCAAAGAGUUUGAGAGGACGAGCGGUGUGACGGAGGAGGUUGAGGCGUGGUCGAAGGCGUUGGCUGAGGGAAGGCCGGAUAAAAGGCAGAGCGUCGAGGAGGCGUUGGCGGAUCUCGAGUUUUUGGAGUUGAUGUUUGAGAGUGGCCUCAAUGGAGGGCAGGCUAAGAAGUAUGAAUGUCAGUUGUGAAGGUGAGAUUUUGGUGCAAUUAACAAGUCGGUGUGUAAGUCAUUGAACAUAGUAGUAAUAUUGUGCCAGGAAUAUGAACAGGCAUCAUAUACAGCAGCUAAUAGUAAUACAAACGAAACAUUAGCCGAAUA